CUGACCCCUCCCCUCCCAGAAGCCCAGCAGCAGCAGCAGCAGGACACGAGCUGCCUCAUCUCUCUCAGAGGAGAUCCCGAAAGAAAACCCCCCUCCCGCCUCUACGCGCACACACACACACGCAGAGCCAUGGCAGACAACGCCGGCUUGGAAAACCACCGCAUCAAGAGCUUUAAGAACAAGGGGCGAGAUGUCGAGACUAUGCGAAGACAUCGAAAUGAAGUGACGGUGGAGUUGAGAAAGAACAAACGAGACGAACAUCUACUGAAGAAGAGAAACGUCCCGCAGGAGGAGAGUCUGGAGGACUCUGAUGUCGACUCAGACUUCAAAGGGCAAAACGUUACUCUUGAUGCCAUCUUACAAAACGCAACCAGCGACAAUGCGGUCAUCCAACUCAGUGCAGUGCAGGCAGCCAGAAAACUGCUCUCCAGUGACAGAAACCCUCCUAUUGACGACUUGAUAAAGUCUGGCAUCCUGCCCAUUUUAGUCAAUUGCCUGGAAAGAGAUGACAACCCCUCUCUUCAGUUCGAGGCAGCUUGGGCUCUGACCAACAUUGCCUCUGGGACGUCGGCACAGACUCAAGCUGUGGUUAAAUCCAAUGCAGUGCCGUUGUUUCUGCGACUGCUGCACUCUCCCCACCAGAAUGUAUGUGAACAGGCUGUUUGGGCGCUGGGAAACAUUAUAGGUGAUGGCCCACCGUGCAGGGAUUACGUCAUCUCCCUGGGCGUGGUCAAGCCACUGCUCUCCUUCAUCAACCCUUCUAUCCCAAUCACCUUCCUACGCAACGUCACGUGGGUCAUUGUGAACCUCUGUCGCAAUAAGGACCCGCCCCCGCCCAUGGAGACAGUGCAAGAGAUCUUGCCUGCCCUCCGUGUGCUAAUACAUCACACAGAUAUAAAUAUCCUCGUCGACACAGUGUGGGCUUUAUCUUACCUGACGGACGGCGGUAACGAGCAGAUCCAGAUGGUCAUCGACUCUGAUGUUGUCCCGCAUCUUGUGCCUCUCCUCAGCCACCAGGAGGUGAAAGUGCAGACGGCGGCUCUGCGAGCGGUAGGGAACAUCGUUACUGGCACAGACGAGCAGACACAAGUUGUCCUCAACUGCGAGGUCCUCAGAUACUUCCCCAACUUGCUCACACACCCUAAAGAAAAGAUCAAUAAGGAAGCAGUCUGGUUCUUGUCCAACAUUACAGCUGGGAACCAGCAGCAGGUCCAGUCUGUGAUCGAUGCAGGACUCAUCCCCAUGAUCAUUCACCAACUGGCCAAGGGGGACUUCUGUACUCAAAAAGAGGCAGCGUGGGCCAUCAGCAACCUCACCAUCAGUGGAAGGAAAGACCAGGUGGAGUACCUGGUGGAGCAGAACGUCAUCCCGCCCUUCUGUAACCUGAUGCUGGUCAAAGACCCCCAGGUGGUGCAGGUUGUCCUGGACGGCCUAAAGAACAUCCUCAUCAUGGUGGGCGAUGAAGCCAGCACCAUCGCUGAGAUCAUCGAGGAGUGCGGAGGUUUGGAGAAAAUUGAGAGCUUGCAGCAGCAUGAGAACGAGGACAUCUACAAGCUUGCCUUUGAAAUUAUUGAUCAGUACUUUUCAGGAGAUGAUAUCGAUGAAGAUUCCAGCUUGAUCCCUGAGAACACUCAAGGAGGAACCUUCAACUUUGACCCUGCGUCCAACAUGCAAACCAAGGAGUUUAAUUUCUAAAAAGGAAAAAAAAGCCAGGAUGUUUGCUUCAAGCAGCUGCACGGGUACUCUGUAAAUUCCCCCCAAACCCCACAACCACCGCCACUCCCUUUCCCUACCUCCUCUUCCUCCUCCUCCCACACUGACAUUCAUUCAGCUCUGUUCCCAACCUGGAUGCAUCACUUCAACAUGGAUCCUCACAGUCAACACUGAGGGAUUAUUUCAGCGCCGCUGCACUGAAGGCUGCUGCCUUUUUUUUUUUUUUUUUAUCACCAUUUGGCAACCUACACAUGACAGUCGUUUUUCCCAACAUAUCACACAAGCACACUUUAAACACAUUUUGACAAGCCAUCAUAUCACUGCGGUGGAAAAAACUACUGUUUUUGUGCUUUUCCCACACACAACUCACUCCUCACGCCACAGCUAAGCCAUGAUUACCCCCUCCUUGCCACACCUCACUGAGGGUGAACAGCUCCACGUUGGAACUUUUGACUUCUUCACGAUGUCACUUUUUAUUUUUUAUUUUAUUUUUUUUCAUCUUCUUCCUUCUAAAAAUAGGAUGCCGAAGUCAUGAUUCUUCCCAUGUAAAAAGUGAAGUGCAGAGACUUCCUGUCCGCUGGAGAACACUUAGAGCUCAUGACUCCCCUCAAAUGUGAAACUCGCUGUCGUCGGGAGGGCGGCAGCCGUGCGGUUUUAAAACCCACCCAAAACUGAUCUUUUAUAACUACAUGGUUAUAUAUUUGUUUUCAAACAAUAUUGGGUCUUUUAAAAGUUUUUAGUUCACAACUUUUGGUUGGAGCUUCCAUGAUGUUUUGGUUUGGACCUUUUCUCCAUCUCCUCAGUCUUAGGCUAACAUCCGCAAACGUAUCGAGGCAUUUUAGGACCACGCUGACGAGACAAAAAUGUUAAGCUAAAGUUGAGAGAACUAUGUAAUGAGGAACAAAAGUCGAGAACGUUUGUGGAAAAGGUUAGUUUAGAAUAGUAAAUUUGAUAGUGAUAUUGUUACCAAAGUCUUGAUAUCAUGUCACCACUUUUUUGUUGUAAUAUUGCCACUAUGUUCUCUGAAUAUUCCAGGACGGGAAUUACACCUUUUUCUUUUUUCUUUUUUCAGUAAAGAAUUUUUUUUUUUUACUAACAUACAAGUACAAUCAAGUUGUACUUUUAUGAGGAAAAAGUUGAGCAUAAAAUUGACAUAUUAUGAAACUUUUUUUUUUUUUUUUUUAAUAUGUAAAUUUUAUGCUCAACUUUUUCCUCAUACAAGUACAACUUGAUUGUCAUAAUUGUUCAAAUUAGUUGUACUGUAGGUUAUUUCUUUUCAGUGUGGUCCUAAUAGUCUCUUAAAGCGUUAAUAGUCACUAUUUUUAAUAAUUUUUUAAAUGGGAGAAUGGCGUGUCACAGUGCUGCUUCACGCUCUCGUGUCAUUACUCGAUUUAAACACUUUGUAUAAAAAAUGUGAUGUGUAUCUCUUUGCCGUCUAAUGAACACACAUAUAUACAUAUAUAAAUAUAUAUUAAGUAUAUUGACAUGAAGCCUGUACAAAGCUGCUGCAGCUGACACUCGGUGGACAACGUUGACGAUGACCUCGCUGUCAAAGAUGCUGAGGCACUUGUUUUUUUGUUUUUUUUAUUUUGGACUUGCAUACGUAUUGUGAUGACAUGCUGAUUUAUCAUUGGAAUGGAACUGUUAUUUUUCUUCGUAGUGGUGUCGGGCUGAUACCAGCUGAUGUUGCGAUAUUAUAGCGCUCCUCUGGUUGGCUGCUAACUACUGAAGGGGGGGGGGGGGGGGCGUGGUAGUUUAUAAAGGAACACAAUUGUACAGUGCGGGUGUACAGUCAGUCAUGCACUAGCAGACUUCGAGCGAGCCACUUUAAAGAUUUACAAUUUUGUUUGCCUUGUAGCCAAAUUGGAUACAAGCUUAUGUUUGUUGCAAGAUUUUUACUUGCUCGUGAAAAAAAAAAAAAGUUGUUUUAAUGAACACCAGAAGAAACCGCAACAGACAGCGUUUUGGCCUCUGAUUGUUUAUAUCUUUUUUAUAAAUUUUAGAUUGAAACACUCGUCUCUCUUUAAGGUGGCUCAUUGUUGCUUUCAACUCCUGUGCAUAUUAAAAACAAUUUUGAGUUGAAAAAAAAACACUUUUGGUGCCUUUUCGUUUUUCAUUUCAAAGGUCCUAAUAGAAUGGAGACGAGAGCAGGUUUAAAUCUAUAAAUAUACUAUAUUAGUGUUGUGACGUUCACAAACAAGUAGAGUCUUUUGAACGGCUCUUUUACUGUCUGCGAACGAGGGGAACCAUUUGGGAGUCGUUUGUUUUCUGCGAGCCAUUUUUAUAUUAAAAUUGUCCACGCUGCCUACAGUACAUCUUCACGCCACUUUUAGUGCUGUACCAGAUUCACAUUUUUAUUAUGUGCACAAUUGCAUUCUUGUUGUAGAUCAAUUGCGUUCAUCAUGUCUUCUUAAUGAAUAGGUACACCAUUCUUGUUUUGAGUAAGAGAUGUCUCUUACAUGCUAACACUUCGUCAGAGCUAGUGUGACAUGUCUAAAAAACAUCUGACCGGGCCAGGAAACUUUGAAAAUAAAGAUCUUGUUCCUAAGUA
Molecule: messenger RNA, 4264 nt
Organism: Nerophis lumbriciformis (worm pipefish)
Lineage: Eukaryota; Metazoa; Chordata; Actinopteri; Syngnathiformes; Syngnathidae
Source: RefSeq, a predicted model, not a curated record